CGACUCUGGUCAAAGGUUUUAAAUAAUAACCUCCAAGCCUUCAGCUUCUGACUGAUCAGUCUGAGGAGACUGAAGGGUUGAAACUCGAGCUCAGGAUUAAAACGCUGGCCUACUGUGCACUGACAGGAACUCUCUUUUGGUAAACGCCAGCAGAUACUUGGAAGUUUACUUAUUGAAAAGGUUAUGGAGGAGGAAAAAACAUGGGCAUUGGUCUCAGAGAUUGGGGGCAACUACGGUUACCUUGAAGAGCUGGUUGACAUACUGAAACAACACUUCCAGCUCAUCUACUACAAAGAGUUUCUACAAAACCCAGCGCUCCACGGCCCCAAAAUCCAUGUCCUGUUCAUGUGGAAGUACUUCCCUGAGGCCAAGCCGUCGCUGCUCAGAUCGCUCCCCUCCCUCAAAGUGGUCGUCAGCGGAGGGGUGGGCAUCGACCACCUGGAUGUCCCGUUCAUAAACGGUCUGGGGGUGAAGGUGGCCAACACGCCUGGUGUAGUCAGCAACUCCACUGCAGAUCUGGCCAUGGGUCUGCUCCUGGCAUCGGCUCGCAAGAUCCUUGAAGGUCAUCAAAUAGCUGUUGACCCAAAGACCUUCCACAUACCGCAAAGCCUCAUGGGAGUUGAAGUCACAGGGUCGACUUUGGGCAUCAUUGGAAUGGGAGAGAUCGGUUACAAAAUCGCACAAAGAAGCAAAGGAUUUGAAAUGAAGAUCCUGUAUCACAACAGGACCAGAAGGAGUGUAGACGAUGAGACGGCAGUAGGAGCCAGUUACUGUCAGAGCCUGGAUGACCUGCUGAGGAGGUCGGACUUCGUCGUGAUCGUUGUCAAACUGACCUCGGACACAGCGGGCCUCAUCGGCCACAGAGAGCUGUCACUCAUGAAACCCACGGCAACACUGGUGAACGUCAGCAGAGGUCAAGUUGUGGACCAGGAUGCGUUAGUUCAAGCUCUCCAGUCGGGAGGAAUCUGUGCAGCCGCAUUAGAUGUGACUCAUCCAGAACCUUUACCAAGGGAUCACCCGCUCCUCGGCCUGCCUAAUGUGCUGAUCACCCCCCACACCGGGAUCAACACCUACGGUACAGCAAGAGGGAUCGUGGAGAAGAUGCUGGAAAACGCCCUGGCUGCAGUGAACGGCCUGCCACUUCCAAACGAAGUCAAGCUGCAGCGACACAAUGAAUGUUAAAUACUGCUGCAGUGGGUGUUAUGAACUAUCGGCCUUUUUGUUUUACUUCAGAUAAUAAAAUGUGAACCAAAACAGU
Messenger RNA from Anoplopoma fimbria (sablefish), 1258 nucleotides. Its product is annotated as probable 2-ketogluconate reductase. Lineage: Eukaryota; Metazoa; Chordata; Actinopteri; Perciformes; Anoplopomatidae. Gene Ontology annotation, cellular component: cytosol. The record is from RefSeq and is a predicted model, not a curated record. Gene Ontology annotation, molecular function: hydroxypyruvate reductase [NAD(P)H] activity; glyoxylate reductase (NADPH) activity; NAD binding. Bases 184 to 1182 code for a protein of 332 amino acids. The transcript is spliced from 6 exons.